Sporothrix brasiliensis 5110 is the source of this 1263-nucleotide messenger RNA. RefSeq names its product G2/mitotic-specific cyclin 1/2. The record is from RefSeq and is a predicted model, not a curated record. The coding region runs from base 1 to 1263 and encodes 420 amino acids. Gene Ontology annotation, cellular component: nucleus; cytoplasm; cyclin-dependent protein kinase holoenzyme complex. The transcript is spliced from 3 exons. Gene Ontology annotation, biological process: regulation of cyclin-dependent protein serine/threonine kinase activity; G2/M transition of mitotic cell cycle. NCBI's taxonomy places the organism in Eukaryota, Fungi, Ascomycota, Sordariomycetes, Ophiostomatales, Ophiostomataceae. Gene Ontology annotation, molecular function: cyclin-dependent protein serine/threonine kinase regulator activity.
AUGCCGCCUCGUCUCGCGACGAAUGAGAAUGACGAGAACAGUUCGGCAGCUGCGCGUAUAACCCGCGCGAAGGCGGCCUCGCUCCAUGUUGAUGAACUGAAUGUACCUGCCAAGCCUCUACAAGCCAAGAAGGCCGUUCAGGUUGCUAGUGCCCAACCCGCUGGCCUGCGAAAGCGGGCAGCACUGGGUGACGUGAGCAACGUCACCAAGGUCGAGGUGGCAGAGGCGAAGAAGGUUGCCGGUAAAGCUGGACUUGUGUCAAAGGCAGCACAGCCUACAGGCAUCCAGAAGAAUACGUCUCGUUCUACAGGUCGUACAGCCCUUUCAACGAAGGAGGCUAGCAAAAAGACGACCGAUGCUAAGAAAUCUGGACACGGAACGAUUGGCACCGUACAGAAAAGAAAAGUUGCUACCGCAUCGGCUUCCGUCGCCACCAUUAAGGACGACGCGCCUACUGAGGACCAGGAGCCAGUCCGCAAAAAGGCACAUACCGUCACGUCCCGGCUUGAGGAGCCUGCAACCAGUGACAGCACCAGAGAACAGGACCCUUCGUUACCGCUCAACGACACAAUUGAAGAGUUCGUGCCGACUGACUUCGUCUAUCCCGAAGGCGUCAAGGAUCUGGACAGCGAGGACUUGGACGAUCCACAGAUGGUCGCUGAGUAUGCAGCGGACAUUUUCGAGUACCUACGUGACUUGGAAUGCAGUUCCUUGCCCAACCCGCGCUACAUGAACCACCAGGAUGAGCUUGAUUGGAAAACACGAGGUGUGCUAGUUGACUGGUUAGUCGAAGUGCAUACCCGCUUCCACCUUCUACCGGAAACUCUUUUUCUUGCUGUCAAUAUCGUCGACCGUUUCCUGUCCGCCAAGGUUGUCCAGCUCGAUAGACUACAGCUCGUCGGGGUCACUGCCAUGUUCAUUGCGGCCAAGUACGAGGAAGUGCUGUCUCCUUCCGUCGGCAGUUUCCGCCAUGUUGCAGAUGAUGGCUUCACUGAGGCUGAAAUUUUGAGUGCCGAGCGGUUCAUGCUUGGCACCCUCAACUAUGAUCUCAGUUAUCCCAACCCUAUGAACUUUCUCCGUCGGGUAUCGAAAGCCGACAACUACGACAUACAGACGCGCACGGUUGCAAAGUACCUGACUGAAAUCAGCCUUUUGGAUCACCGCUUCAUGCCGUAUCGUCCCAGCCAUGUUGCUGCGGCGGCUAUGUUUCUUGCCCGUCUGAUAUUGGACCGGGGCGAGUGGCCGAACCCAACACCCGCUUAA